Echinops telfairi (small Madagascar hedgehog) is the source of this 3694-nucleotide messenger RNA. RefSeq names its product LanC like 2 (gene LANCL2). The transcript has 9 exons. The record is from RefSeq and is a predicted model, not a curated record. NCBI's taxonomy places the organism in Eukaryota, Metazoa, Chordata, Mammalia, Afrosoricida, Tenrecidae. Gene Ontology annotation, biological process: peptide modification; carbohydrate metabolic process. Bases 136 to 1248 code for a protein of 370 amino acids. Gene Ontology annotation, cellular component: plasma membrane.
GGCACCCCACUCAGAUGGCACUGCCAGCCUUGUCCCGGCGCAGACACAGAGAGGACUUUAGGAAACGCUGAAGAGGGGAUCAUUCAUAAUUUCACACGGAGGAUCCAGACCAAAAUUAAAGAUCUGCUACAGCAAAUGGAAGAAGGGCUGAAGACAGCCGAUCCACAUGACUGCUCGGCUUAUACUGGUUGGACAGGCAUUGCCCUGUUGUACUUGCAGCUAUACCGGGUCACGUGUGAUCAAGCCUAUCUGCUCCGGUCAUUGGAUUAUGUGAAGAGGACCCUUCGGAAUCUGAACGGCCGCAGGGUCACCUUCCUCUGUGGAGAUGCUGGGCCCCUUGCUGUAGGAGCUGUGGUAUACCAUAAGCUCAAAAGUGAUUUCGAGUCUCAGGAAUGCAUCACAAAACUUUUGCAGCUCCAGAGAAGCAUUGUGUGUGGAGAGUCAGACCUUCCUGAUGAGAUGCUUUAUGGACGGGCAGGCUAUCUGUAUGCCUUACUGUACCUGAACACGGAGAUUGGCCCAGGCACUGUGUGUGAGUCAGCCAUUCAAGAGGUGGUCAAUGCUAUUAUUGAGUCCGGGAAGAAUUUGUCAAGGGAAGAGAGAAAAACCGAGCGCUGUCCCCUGUUAUAUCAAUGGCACAGGAAACAGUAUGUUGGAGCAGCGCAUGGCAUGGCUGGAAUCUACUACAUGUUAAUGCAACCAGCAGCAAAAGUAGACCAAGAAACCUUGACUGAAAUGGUGAAACCUAGUAUUGAUUAUGUGCGUCACAAAAAAUUCCGAUCUGGGAAUUACCCAUCAUCCUUAAGCAAUGAGAUGGACAGAUUGGUCCACUGGUGCCAUGGUGCCCCCGGGGUCAUCCACAUGCUCAUGCAGGCAUACAAGGUGUUUAAGGAGGAGAAGUACUUGAAGGAUGCCAUGGAGUGCAGCGAUGUGAUCUGGCAGCGAGGGUUGCUGCGGAAGGGCUAUGGGCUCUGCCAUGGGUCAGCUGGAAAUGGCUACUCCUUCCUGUCCCUGUACCAUCUCACACAGGACAAGAAACACCUUUACCGAGCUUGCAAGUUUGCAGAGUGGUGUCUAGAUUACGGAGCACACGGGUGCCGCAUUCCUGACAGACCGUAUUCUCUGUUUGAAGGCAUGGCGGGGGCCAUCCACUUCCUCUCCGAUGUCCUGGGACCAGAGACAUCGCAGUUUCCAGCUUUUGAACUUGGCUCUUCACAGACGGACAAAAAGGUGCAAAAAGACAACUAAAAUACCCAGUUGGACCAAAAUCUAACAGAUUGCUGAGUGCCUGACACAGACCAACUACGAAUCCUGAGAGAGGACAACAAAGCACCUUCACAGCCCCGUGUUCCAAAGACCUUGCAGUUAGAGCAUGAGUGGAGAAGCCCUCUGUUGCCGUGGUGUAGCACCAUCUGCCUCACUGGUGUAAAAUAUGAAUUCUUCACAGCGUUUGCGUGCUUCUUGGUACUGUCUGUGGGGACACGUUGUUCGAACCAGAAAGCCCUUCUCUCCCUUUCCGUGAGUCCAGAGCCAGCCAUGCAUGAGUGUCCGGCAGUCGUUCUUGUGUCCAUAGCCUAUAAACAGGGAGCAGUCAGGCGAUGGCCUCCUCUUGUCUACCAGAGAGAUUGAUUACAGAGAGGUAGCCUCGGGACCACACUUUUCAACAUUUUCCAUAGGCACCGCCCCAGAAAUGGAGAAGAAACUGAACAGGGACGAGGACACUUGGCUGCUUUGAGGAAGUAAGCCCUUCCACAAGGGAACUGAGCACCCCCUGUCUUUCUAAGAACCCAGCGGGGAUCCUUUGCAGGUCUGUGAGGGCUCCCCAUUUGCAACAGACGUUCUAGGCACUUGGUGUAAAUCUGAAGACUAGUUUGCAGUCUAAGGCAGUCCGUGUCCUUGCAAAGGGACUUGAGGAAGUCGAGUGAAACUUGGUAAUGGCCUCCUCUAUCCCGUAGCAAGGACUAAGCAUUGACAGUUCUAGAACAUUUUCUCAGGAAUGUCUGAUUAAAACAUACUUCAGCUUAGUUAUCAACAGUAUUACCGAAACAAAGGGUAUAAUGUCAGAUAAUAACAGAAAGAUCAUAAACUAGAUUAAUCUCUCUGCAAUUUAUUUACCAAAUUUUUGAAAUAAGUUUAUCAAACUAUGAAUUUGGGAUAGGUAGUUGUUUUUUAUCCCUGUUUGGAUAAGAAAAAUCUUACAUUUUAUGAACUGUACUAGUAUAAAGCACCAUUCUGCAUUUGUACAUAUGGGAAGCAAUAUUCUAGUCAAGAAAAUGAUAUUAUUAUUUCACAUUUUAUAUUAAAACAUAGGGACAAUUAUUUGUAUUACCAUAUGCUCAGUAAUUCUGUCAUGAAAAUUUCAAUCUUUAGUAGGGUUUUUGUUACCAUGGUACCACUUAAGUAGUCUAGGGCUUUUAAGAAUUUCUCAAGUUGCAAACUCAGGCCUGGGUCAUAAAAGGGAAAAUGGGAAUUUCUGAUGCCUACAGGGUACUGACUAAACAUUUUAUCAGCCCCUGUUUCUACUCUUACCAUAAAGGAGAAAUGAGAAUGUUGCUCUAUGCCUUGUGUACCUCUUAGGGUAUGUGAACAUUGGUUUCUAAAUGGUGCCUCUCUAUAGUGUAGACAUUCUUGUCUAAGCCAUGGUUGGCCUCUUCAGGUAGACUGAUGACUUUUAGGGUAAUUGGUCCUUCUGUGUUUUAACUGGCCUCCUGGGUUUGAUGAUGGGCUUUCCACGGGGGUCACAGGAACCCCAUUUUGGGGUCUGGGCUUUCAGGAAUGAGCUAAGGGGAACUGUUUGCAGAAGACUUCCCACAAUAUCUAAAAUCUCCUAUCAUCCUGAAAACACUGUCCUCCUCAAAAAGAGCUCAAAAUAACAAAUGACAGAGCUUAUCACCCUCACCAACAGCAACCAUUACGGCUUUACCGGAAGCUGUUGUCAGAGCUUUCCCGUUGCUCAGAGGGCUCCCAUGGGAGAACACCUCCUCCCCAAGAGAACCUUCUAGUCAGAAGCUGUACCUCACAGAAGCCAGCUCUGGCCAAGCAGCUCCAGACCAGCAGGCAGUGUUCAGCUACCUUGGCUUCUGGCCAGGUGUCUUUCCUAACCUUGUUUGAAAAGCACUUACUAGGCUUCUGGACCAGUAUUCUGAGUACUUGUCGGAUAAGUGCGUCCCCAAAAGUUGUUCCAGAGAGCUGAGCGUCUCUUAAAGGAGACUUUAUUUACAAAGUUUGUAAAGUGGUCCUUGGGUUACACCUUGCCCUCAGAUGUUCAGUCCUUCACUUCCACAUUGACCCACCUGUCUGUUCCCUGGGCUUUUGAUGGACAGUACUUACAGCUCUUGGAGCACUUAAAGCUCAUAACAGUACUUAAAACUCUCAUUCAAGGCAGUGCUUAAAGUGAAAAGUCAGGCUGUUCUCCUCCGGAGGUUGGAGGGGAACAGCAAGGACAGAGGACAGAGAAUUUACAGAUUUCAGUGUAUUCAUAAGAACGUGCUUGAGUUCCGAUUGUGAACAGCCCACCUUCCUUUCUCAGACGCCGCUCCUGUCUAACCACACCGUGUCCUCCAGAAUAGGUCUAAGCACUAAAAAGAUGAACAUGCAUAAUAACAGUUUACAAUUUGGAGGAAAAAAGAUUGAUGUCCACAAAGAAGUGUUUGGGGUUCUUUGAUUUUGUUAGUAAAAGAUCGUUUUGUGGUGA